AUGUCUGCGUCUCAGGACACUCCCGCCGCGAACAACGUUGCAGAUGAUUUUUCUACAGAGACACAUCACGCAGUGUCUGCGUGGUUCAUGGGGCCUAGAGCAGAGAACAGUGAUGUCAUGAAGAAACUGUUAGGCGAAGUCGUCGACCGCGUUACUCGAGAUCGCGUAGAGUACUUUCCAGGCGACCCAGCAUUCAUCACCGCAUCGACGCGGGACUCUGCACCCUACAAGCGCGAAGUGGACGACCUGCAGCGCUACGUCACCCUGCUGGCCGACCUCAUGUCGCGAUACUCCCUCCCGUUCUUCUCCCCGCGCUACAUGGGCCACAUGUGCUUCGAUAACUCCCUCCCGGCCACGUUGGGAUAUCUCACGGCCAUGAUACACAACCCGAACAAUGUCGCCGUCGAAGCGAGUCCGCUCACGAGCUAUGUCGAGUACUGCGUCGGCCAACAGCUAUGCAAGAUGCUCGGAUACCGCACGACCGAGGAUAUAGCCUCGGAGGGAACGAAGUCGACUUACAAAGGGUGGGGCCACCUCACUUGUGACGGUUCAGUCGCAAACUUGGAGUCUUUGUGGUGA
Molecule: messenger RNA, 579 nt
Organism: Fomitopsis serialis
Lineage: Eukaryota; Fungi; Basidiomycota; Agaricomycetes; Polyporales; Fomitopsidaceae
Exons: 2
Coding region: 1-579 (192 amino acids)
Source: RefSeq, a predicted model, not a curated record